Molecule: messenger RNA, 5619 nt
Organism: Parasteatoda tepidariorum (common house spider)
Lineage: Eukaryota; Metazoa; Arthropoda; Arachnida; Araneae; Theridiidae
Gene: Myo61F
Product: unconventional myosin 61F
Biological process (GO): actin filament-based movement; actin filament organization; endocytosis
Cellular component (GO): cytoplasm; microvillus; myosin complex
Molecular function (GO): ATP binding; actin filament binding; microfilament motor activity
Source: RefSeq, a predicted model, not a curated record
UUAUUUUUAACAGCACGCCUUAAAAGGAAAGUAAGCAGACGAGUUUAAUUUGACCGCCUUUUUAAAAGUGAAUUUGUUAUUCAUUUAUGCUCUGCGUUGGUGUGUAUAUUGUUUGACCACAAUGCAUUACAAAAUAAGAAAUAAAACUUCAAAUAAUUAGGAUUAGUUAAUUCGUAUUAGUUAAUGAAGAAGUAUAUUUAGGGAAGAUUAUAAUUCAGCUCUUCAAUGGAGAAUUUACUGCAUGCUCGUGAUAAAGUGGGAGUUCAAGAUUUUGUGCUUUUAGAUGAUUAUACAAAUGAAAAUGCAUUUAUUGGUAAUCUUUACAAGAGAUUUCAGGAAAAUCUAAUUUACACUUAUAUUGGUCCUGUGGUUAUAUCAGUGAAUCCAUAUCAAGAUUUAGACUUGUAUAGUCCCGAAAUUAUUGAGCAGUACCAGAAUGUAAAUUUUUUUGAAUUACCUCCUCACAUAUUUGCUAUUGCUGAUACUGCUUUCCGAUCUAUGAGGGAAGAAUGCCAUGAUCAAUGUAUAUUAAUAUCCGGUGAAAGUGGAGCUGGUAAAACAGAAGCGUCAAAGAAAUUGUUGCAAUACAUAGCUGCUGCCAGUCAUCAUGCCCCUUCUGUGGAAAAUGUUAAAGACAAACUUCUUCUCUCAAAUCCCAUAUUGGAAGCGUUUGGAAAUGCUAAGACUAAUCGAAAUGAUAAUUCAAGUAGAUUUGGAAAGUACAUGGAUGUGGAAUUUGAUUUCUUGGGAACUCCUUUAGGGGGUCAUAUUUUACAUUAUUUGCUGGAAAAAUCAAGAGUGGUUCAUCAAAAUCAUGGGGAACGUAAUUUUCAUAUUUUUUAUCAAAUUCUUUCGGGUGCUGAUGAUAAACUUCUGGACUAUCUUCAAUUACGUCGGGAUCCUACUGCCUAUUUCUAUCUGAGUCAGGGACUUUGUUCUAAGUUGAGAAAUCUUGAUGACUCCGAUCAGUUUUCUUUGGUGAAAAAAGCUAUGGAUGUCACCAAUUUUUCUGAUGAAGAACAAGAGGCUGUGUUUGCUAUAGUAGCCUCAGUUCUGCAUUUAGGUAAUGUUGGAUUUGUUGAAGAAGAAGGGCAUGCCAUUCUAGUUCACGAAAAACCAAUUCAAUAUAUUUCUAAACUUUUAGGUUGCUCCCCAUUUUAUUUGAUGAAUGCUUUAGUAAAUAAAACAAUUGAAGCUAAACAGGAGUUGAUGUCUAGUCCGUUGAAUCGAGAUCAAGCUAUAUAUGCCAGAGAUGCUCUUGCUAAAGCCCUAUAUGAGCGUUUGUUUACUUGGCUAGUUUCUAAAUUAAAUUACUCGCUACAACCUGCUUCUAAGAAAAAGAAAACUUUGAUGGGCUUACUUGAUAUUUAUGGAUUUGAAAUAUUUCAAAAGAAUAGCUUUGAACAAUUUUGCAUCAAUUACUGCAAUGAAAAGCUGCAGCAGUUAUUCAUAGAGUUGACCUUAAAGUCAGAACAAGAAGAAUAUUUUCGAGAAAACAUUGUCUGGGAACCUGUUGAAUACUUCAAUAACAAAAUUAUAUGUGACCUUGUGGAAGAGCGUCAUAAAGGCAUUAUUGCUAUUUUGGAUGAAGAGUGUUUGAGACCUGGGGAAGCAACAGAUAUUACGUUUCUAUCAAAACUUGAGAAAACAGUAGGAAACCAUCCCCACUUUCUCACUCAUUCUACUGCUAAUAGUAAAGUUAGAAAAACCAUAGAUCGUAAUGAAUUCCGCUUAGUUCAUUAUGCUGGAGAUGUCACAUAUAAUGUCGAAGGUUUCUUGGAUAAAAAUAAUGAUUUGCUGUAUAGAGAUUUAAAACAGGCUAUGAUUGAUUCUGAUAACAUGAUUGUUAAAAAAUCUUUUACAUUAGAAGAGAUUACGAACAAGAAACGCCCAAAUACAGCAGCAACUCAAUUCAAAACGAGCUUGUCCUUAUUGAUGAAUAUUUUGAUGUCCAAAGAACCCUGGUAUAUUAGGUGCAUUAAGCCCAAUGAACAUAAACGGGCAGGUUUAUUUGACAAAACUGUUGUGGCUCAUCAAGUGAAGUAUUUGGGUUUGAUGGAAAAUCUUAGGGUAAGAAGAGCUGGAUUUGCAUAUCGAAAAAAAUAUGAGGAGUUUUUGAAAAGGUAUAAAUGUUUGUGUCCCGAUACAUGGCCAUCUUAUGAAGGACUUCCAAAAGAUGGGGUUUUGCUGAUUAUUCAACAUCUUAAUUACAAAUCAGAUGAAUAUGCAGUUGGAAGAUCCAAAAUUUUCAUUCGAUCAGCAAAAACACUUUUUGAAACAGAAGAUCAGUAUCAAAGACACAAACAUGCUUUAGCCACCAUCAUUCAAUCCAAGUUUCGCAGCUACAUCCAAAGAAAAAAGUACUUGUCAAUGAAGAAAUCAGUUAAUCUUAUAAAUCGUCAUUGGAGAGGCCAUCUUGCUAGGUUACAUUUGGAGGAAAGAAGAUGGGCUGUAUCAGUUAUUAGAAAAUUUAUUAAAGGUUUUAUCUGUCGUAAUCAACCAGAAAAUGAAGAUAAUGCAUCUUUCUUGUGGAUGGUUAAGGCAGAAUUCUUAAAGAGGUUAGCUCGAAAUUUGCCAACUCACUUGUUAGACAAAUCUUGGCCUUCAGCACCUGCAUCUUGUAAUGAAGCUUCUGUUUAUUUAAGAAAACUCCAUAGAACUUGGCUGAUGCGAAAAUAUGUCAAAAAUCUCUCAUAUGAAAGAAAAUCACAACUUGAUCAAAAGGUAUUGGCUGAAUCUUUGUUUAAAGGAAAAAAAGCUAGCUAUAAAUCAAGUGUCCCUACUCCUUUUGCUUCUAGUAGAUUAAGUCAAGAGUUGGAAGGAAAGUUGAUGUCUGUUUUGCAAAAUAAUGUGCCAACUAUAAAAGAUAAAGUUGUGUAUAUGCUGCCUGUUGUCAAAUAUGAUCGUCAUGGUUAUAAAACUAGAACUAGAAUAUUGGUUGUGACCAAAGAUUUGAUUUAUUUGUUUGAUGACAGAAAUUUGAAGAUGAAGCAGCAGAAUGCCUUGAGCAGUUUAAAUGCCAUUUCAGUUAGCAGUUUUAAUGAUGGUUUUUGUGUAUUGAAACUACCAUGUUCGAAUAAAAAAGAAAAGGGUGAUCUCAUUCUCGACUGCCAUGAACACCUUAUAGAAAUGGUCAUAAAGCUAAUUACAGCGAGUGGAAAUAAGAAACUUCUUACAGUUUUAGACAAAGAAAAAAAUGACUUAACUCAUGAAAUGUUUGGGGGAAAGAAAGGUGUAAUAACUUUUUCAGAGGGAUCGACAAACUUAACUAGUAAAGGAAAAGAUGGAAGUCUCAAAGUCGUAUCCAAGCCUUCCUGAUGGGCCAAUUAGUUGACUGACAGCUGUUUUAUUUUAGUAACCAUAAUCAUGACAUUAGUUUGUUUAUUAAGAACUCGUGUAGUAUUUUUGUAUUUUAAUUGUGUUAAAUUAAAUUUUUCUAGUCCAGGGGAAUAUUCAAUCAAGACAAUUAUGGCAUAAGUAAUAAUUAAUGACAAUAUUUUAUUUCAGAUAAAACCAGCAUAAUACUGUGCCAUAUUUAAAUCGUUACAAAAUAUUUGAUUUGCAGCUUAUCUUCUUAAAAUACCAUUUAACAGAAUAAAAAAUAUUUUCUGAUAAUCUUUAUAAAUAAUGAUUAUUUUUGUACUUAAUAUUUACUUUUGUUUUGAAAUGUGUAUUAACAAAAAUAUGUUUGAAUAUAUAUCCAUUUACUUGUAUUGUAUUUAUUUUAUUAAUUGCAAUCAAUUUAUAGCAUUUCACAUUGCAUUUCAUUCAAAUAUAUUUGUUUCAAAUCAAGUUUUUAUUGUGAUAUAUUGAUUUAAGUGGAUAAUUUUCUUUCUUUAUAACCGUAAGACUAGGUUAAAUUUAUUUUAUUUAAACAAAAGCAUUUUAAACAUAUAUAAUUAAUUAUAUAUUUUUUUAAAAAUUUAAAAAUAUAUAAUUUUUGAGAUUUGCUUCUGAAAUUGUAAUAUUUUGUUGGCAAGUUAAAUUUGUAUAUUUUAUGAAUGUUUGAAAUUACUUAAAUGACUAAAAGAACUUAUUGUAAUUUUAUUGAAGUAUAUUUGAAAAAAAGUUCUUUGAAGAAUGUAUUUAAAUAUAUUUAUUUAAAAUAAUGUAAUGUGCAUAACCCUGUUUUUAUUGUUAAAAAUUAAUUCAAUUUCUUAACCUUUUUAAUUGACAAUUAUCCUUUAUAUUUUACUCAAUAUUUGUUUUAAAACUUUAAUCGGAAUACAUGUUUUUCAAACAAAUAUACUUCCCUUUCGUGAAGUUUAUUUUCUGACUUCAGUAUAAUGAACUCUGAACUGAUUGUAACCAUCUAAACCUUUUACUUUUUUGGACAAAGUGCCAUUAGGAGAGGUGAUUGUAUUCUGGGUGUACCCCAGACUUCUGGGUUUUUCGUAUCUUUCUUCCUGGUUUUUAAAACUAGUUGCAGAGCAUGUGAUUUUUCUGCAAAUAUAGCAUCAUAUCUCAAGACCGUUGGUUUGCAGACUUCUGCUGAUCACAAACUUAUAAUCCAACAAAACUUUGAGAAUUACUGCUAAUGAGACAUUAACAUACAUCAAUUCUUCCGCAAAUUUGAUUCUUUUGGUUUGGCAGAUUUUCGCCAUUAUGAAUCUUCUGCUAAUAUCAAGAUUUUUAUUCAGGCGAUUUUGAUAUCAAAUAUAGAUUUCGUAUGUACCAGAUUAAAAAGUUAUGAUUUGUAUCUACUCUAUUUAAAAAUGGUACAUCACAAUUUGUAUUAUUUAAAAAUCUAAGGUUGCAAUUCGUAUUCACGAGAUUGUAAUAUGAAACAUUAAUUUUUGUAUUUCUACAUGAUUUAAAAGCUAUGUAUUGCAGUUCAGAUUCCUGUAAUAAGUCACGAUUCUAGGAAGAAGUAAGGUUUUAUUUUUUAAAAAAUUAGAAAUAAUUUAAUUGUAAAUGUUGGUUAAAAAAUUAUGUUAAAUAUAAAACGUAUAGUAAAUAAAUCUUGAUAUCGGUACAUUAGAUCCCAAAUUCAAUUAAAAAUUCUUGCCUCUUUCUGGGCAAUGUUGAUGUUUAAUCCUAAAUACCCAACAUAUUAUUGGGUCUUUUUGGUUAUGUUGGCAAAACUUGAGAGAGAGAAACAUCUAUUUGUUCAGAGUAUCCUAGGUGGUGCAAGUAUGUCUUACUAAUAGACUAGACCUACUUUAGAAUAGAUUUUUUUUCUUUAAAUAGCAUUAUAUAGGCCAUAUUAAGGAAAUUAACUUACUACUUUUUAUGUCAAGCUAGUAGGUUUUAUUGUACAAUUUAAAUUCUCUUUGAUAUGAUACACUAAUUGAAGAAAUACUUCAAGUAUUUGCACAAAUGCUUGUUUGCUUAACUAACCUUUAGAUUUAUUUUAAUGAAAUUAAUGAGUUUUGAUUUUUCAUAUUACAAUAUUUUGUUUGAUUCUUGAUGCAAUUUGCUGAUUGUAAUGCAAUAUCAAUGUUGAUAUAAUGUGUUGACUGUCCUAUAAAUGAUGAAACAAGUGCCUUAUUUUAAUUAUCGGAAGAAUGUCACGCUUGUUAUUAUUUUUAUUACUGUUGUACUUAACGAAUUACAAUGUUUUCAAUCAACCUAUGUAUGUGAUAUUUUUUAAUGUAAAUAAAUACUUAUUUUUCAUAA